AUGCUCGGACGCGAACACCCCGAAUACUGGCGAAUAUUCCUCCGCUCCCUACUGCGCGAUGCAUCCUACCUACCAGACCCAGUGGCCCGGCGCUACAUGCACGACUGGGUCAUGCAGCGAUUUCGCACCGUCCGCCAUCGCAAGCAGACCCAGGAUAGUCUCAAAGCCCUCGACAAAACCGCCCGCGCCACAACACAAUUGCUACGCAAAGCCCAAGCCGGCCGCUUGCGCGCUCUAAACAAAGUACUAUUCAUGUCAUACGGCCGCACAGGCAGACGGCGGCAUGAACUUCUAGCAGAAAUGCUCGCGGAGCCCGUCCCCGCCGACACCGAGGCCGUGCGGCACGUGGUGAUGAACAAGAAGACCGAUUUUGGAGACGACUGGCGGCCACCGGCUAUGGUGAUGGCCCUGCUCAAGUCCCAGAUAAACAACCCAGAGAUCCAGCAACGCCGACCAAGACCGCAGGUCAAGACGCUUGCACCAUCAAUUCCCUCGCAGAACAGCUGGGCGCAGCCCAUGCCGCGUAUCCGCAAGGUGAACCUUCGCCGGAAAUGGUACCAGGAUGUGCUCGACAGUCUUCUCCCUCCACUUCCAGACAACGUCCUGCGCACACUGGACGGUCUGGUGGACGGGACAGUCCGAUGGGCCCCAGUGAAGCGGCGGACGCCAGCGAAACGGACCUUGGGGGAAGACGAGGUGGGAAGGGAAGACAAGGCCGACCAAAACCUUCUCAAAGACCUAACACUCGGUCUGGCGAAGGAAGGAACCUUCAGCCACGAAGGCGGACGCGCACACGAUAUCAAUUACCGAUUCAUGCGGCAUAACUGGCGACGGGUGUCGGCUCUCGUGCCGCGGAUAAGCCGUGACGAGACGUGGAAUAAGUGGGAUAUCUGGUGGGAUCGACCCAAGCCUGCGGCGCAGUACGCAUUCACGCCCAAGGAUUCCGCGAAGGAUAUGUUCAGCAAGAAAUAUUCAGACUCGGAGCCGAAGGUCGACGCAUACUCGCCCCGGCAUGGUGUCGAUGCUCCGGAUGUGAAGGGUGACAGUAGGACUGCGAGUAAAUGA
Penicillium riverlandense is the source of this 1065-nucleotide messenger RNA. RefSeq lists its product as uncharacterized. The coding region runs from base 1 to 1065 and encodes 354 amino acids. NCBI's taxonomy places the organism in Eukaryota, Fungi, Ascomycota, Eurotiomycetes, Eurotiales, Aspergillaceae. The record is from RefSeq and is a predicted model, not a curated record. The transcript has a single exon.